AUGCGAUUGUAUUCCCCGUCAUUCAGCGCCCAGCGCGCCGCAAUAGCGGAAGAUGUGCUGCCGCUGAGCAAGCCGUACAUCGACUGCCAAGGCGUCCGACAUGACAGUCUUCCGAUCCGCAAGGGUCAAGUUUUUACUAUUCCGGUCCUGGCAAUCAACACUAGCAAGGAGCUUUGGGGAGAGGAUGCGCUCGAGUUCAGACCCAACCGCUGGGACAAUCUCCCGGAAGCUGUGCAUGCCAUUCCCGGGGUCUGGGCGCACCAGCUGACUUUCCUCGCUGGCGCGCACAGCUGCAUGGGUUUCCGCUUCACCAUUAUCGAGCAAAAGGCAAUCCUUUUCAGCCUGUUGCGCAACUUCAUCUUCUUCCCUGCUUCGGACGACGUCAAGCCCACAAUUAGUGCAACGUUCCAGCGUCCUGUCUCAUACGUUUCGCGGAGUGGCCAGGCUGGUCUGGUUUUGGCCGGCGGUCUGCGUAUGGGAAUCAAGUCAUACAAGGGUGGAGUCCAUGCUUGA
This is a messenger RNA of Mycena citricolor, 513 nucleotides long. The record is from the annotation of a GenBank genome assembly. NCBI's taxonomy places the organism in Eukaryota, Fungi, Basidiomycota, Agaricomycetes, Agaricales, Mycenaceae.